CAUGUCACCCUUUUGAGCUGCAGCUGAAAUAAAAAUGGGGCAACCUAAUUAAACUUCCUCAGAAAACAUCAAGUCAACACAGGCAAUGAAGCCUCUGUGGUUUAUGUUCCUGGUUCUCCAGGCGUUUCUAAGCGUGGAAUUUUCCUGGUCACAGAACGUGAACACUUGUGAAAUUGGUGUACCGGAUCCUAAUCUGUAUGUAUCUGAACUAACACCGACUGGUGGAACGAUGAAACCUGGACACAAGCUGCGUUUUCUCUGUGGUCCUGAUUAUCAGCUGGACGGCUCAAAGGAAAUUGAAUGUUUACCAACCGGCCAAUGGAAUGCUUCCUUCCCAUCAUGCUCUGAGAAAUGCAGAAUACCAGACAUACCCAGUACUGUUCGCAUCACUUCAUCUGUACAAGGCAAUGCUAUAAGUAAAGGAGAUACAUUGUCAUUUGACUGUCGCCAACAAGACCACAUCAUGCAAGGGAGUUCAACAAGUAGCUGUUUGGGAAACGGAAAGUGGAGCACUCCACCGCCUGAGUGCACACCUGCUGCACAUUGUUCAGCACCACCACCUCUUGAAAAUGGAGAUACCAAAUUAUUCAUCAGAUCAGAUGCGGUUCAUCAAACUGGUGACAGAGUUGAAUAUAUCUGUCAGAAUAAGUACACUAUGGAUGGUGACCCAUUCAAAACCUGCGACAAAGGUGUAUGGAAAGGAAACAUGAGAUGCCUGAAACCCUGCACUGUGAACGAGGAAUCAUUGAGUGAACAUGGUAUUACCUUUCGUUUUGGUGAUAUAACUAAGAUGUAUGCACCACAUCUGGAUCAUCUCACAUUUCUUUGUGUGAGGGGUAAAAUACGUGUUGGCUCUGUGCCGUUGCGUGUUCAGUGUAUUGAUGGUCAGAUGACCCUGCCUACCUGCGAGUAAAAGUUUUCAGUGAGCUAGAUAUAGACAUGUAAUCACAAAAAUAUGUAAACCACUAUGGAACGUCAGAAUGCUGAAAAUUAAACAAAUAAAUACUACACUGUAAAACAAGAAACUACAUUAAUAAAUAAUGGAUAAAAAUAUGACAAUGAAAUUGUGAAAUAACUGAAAGAAUAUUAAAUUCUAUGCUCAUUA
Molecule: messenger RNA, 1105 nt
Organism: Xiphophorus hellerii (green swordtail)
Lineage: Eukaryota; Metazoa; Chordata; Actinopteri; Cyprinodontiformes; Poeciliidae
Product: complement factor H-related protein 2-like
Exons: 5
Coding region: 86-913 (275 amino acids)
Biological process (GO): complement activation
Molecular function (GO): complement component C3b binding
Source: RefSeq, a predicted model, not a curated record